UCGUUCUCAUCUUGCAUUGGUGGAUCAUUGUUGCUCAACUCUGAUAACAGGACGUACUUUUCUUGUUUUGGCACAUAACUUGAUCCCCGAGAGGAACAGUGAUUGGAUCUUGUUCUUGUGCCACAGUCAAUAGGUACCUCGGUGUUAAUGAAUGUUGUGGGCCGCCUCCAGGGAAAAGAUAAAAUAACUCUCAUUGAAAUAAAGUAAGUUAUUAACUGUGUAUGUUAAUGUGAGAAAUCACGAACGCGCUUGGCGUGUAACUAUUUUUUCACUAUGGUUAUUUUAUGCGUGUGGACUGAUAGCCCAAUGGUUGCAGCCUCGUGAAUUUUGACUUCCCACGCAAUCCACCAUACGAACUACAGCCCGGCUGGUCAGGUACUGACUUUACAGUAUGUUUUCGGUGAUCUUUCUCACAAUUACGGUACGUUAUCGGUGCAGUGAUCUUUCUUAAAAAUACGUUAUAAAAUACGUUAUCAGUACAGUGAAUUCGACAUCUGUUUAGCAUAGAAGUACACUUACCAUGUAUCCAAAAAAGACGAAACUGCAACACCUUAAGUAACAUGUAUGACCAAAUAACAUUAUUAUAUAUAAAGUGGCAGAGGAAAAUAAAUCAGUGACACAGUAAAAGGAUGAAAAAUCGAGAAAACUAAACGUGAUCAUGAAAUCAUAAUAAAGAAAAAAAAGGCAAAUUACAAAAUAGGCUAUACCGACCAAAAAGGAGGGAAAUUGACAACGAAAAACAGCACAGUAAAACUGAUCGUAAAGUAAAAAUUAAGGAGGCAAGUUUUAUGUAGAGAUGAAGACUUGAGAGGUUGAAGCUAUAAGUGACGACUUCAACUUAACACUCAGGAUACAGAAGGAAGAGCGAUAUACAGAGCCACCACAAACCCUUCUUCCAGCUUAUAUAUACCAUCAUCACCACUACACAACUCACCUAGCCACAGCCCUCACCACCCACAAUGUUAUUAUCUACUUGGUCACUGUCACCACUUCUGUUUAUAUAAUUAUCACUGCCAUCUUCUAUCUCAACGUACUUCUGCAACCGCCAUAUCCAUUGCCACAAGCACUUACCGCCUGCCUCACCACUGUGGAGCUUGACAGUGGUGCACCCACUUACAAUGCUCCUCACACCGCCACCACCAGUGGUUCCUAAACCUCAAGCCAGGCAAGAAUUGCCCAGUCAUCUUCGCCUAUUAUCCCAGCUACUGUUAUGUCUACCCCAAUGGCGGUCACUACCACCAUUUCUACAGCUAUGCCUACCACAGUAACCACAGAGGCUAGCACCACCACUACCUCCUUAACUACCACCAGGGCAAUGCUUACUUCCACCUUACUAUCAUCCUCCAACACUAUAAACACAACUCCCAUCACCAGUCUUAAUAACUGUAGUACCAACACUGUCACCACUUCUGCAUGCACAGGUUCUAACACCCCUCGCAUUCCAAACACCAACACUACACGUACCACUACCCCUACUACAACCACAGCCACCAGCACUACACGUACCACAACCCCUACUACAACCACCGCCACCAGCAGCAGCACCACACACCUCUCUCCUUGGUCAGGACCCCCUACCUUCACAUCUUCAUCUGGCCAUAAGAAGAACACCUCUGACUCCCGACUCGUUGUACUUGGAGCUCCAGCAGUUGGUAAAUCUGCUCUAGUGGUGCGGCUGCUAACUGGGAGAUUUAUCUGGGAGUAUGACCCAACACUUGAAGCUGCGUACCGUCAUCAUACUACAGUUGAUGAUGAUCCGGCUGUCAUGCACAUCUACGACACUGCUGGUCAGGAGGAGGGGGAAAUAAGCGAGGCCCACGCUCGCUGGGGUGACGGCUUCCUUCUGGCAUUUAGCCUGAUCGACCGACGAAGUUUUAGUGCCAUCUCUACCAUUCACGCUGCUGUUGCUGCUGCCAGACACACUCCAAACUUUUCUUGUGUUAUUGUUGCCAACAAAACUGAUCUUGGUCAUCUGGCAGAGGUGAGUGAAGACGAAGCCACAGAACUAGCUGGAGAACUGGGGGCAUCGCUGUUCAUGACAUCAGCAUGUGAUGGAGGCCCAUCCAUUCAAGCAGCCUUCUUCGAGCUGCAUAGAGACGUAGUAAGACGCCGCUGGUCUCGACGGCGGAGGUCCUCCGCUAAGACGGUCAUCGAGGGCUUCUACAAGAUGUUUUCCCGCUGAGGUCUCGGGUUUACACAGCCUUUAUGCACUUGCAUGCCAUCACAACAGUUUUUUGAUAAAAUAUGUUAACAAUAAGGACAAUAGUUGGCAAAAAAACAUUCUAAAUUUCUGCAGUAUGUACAAACAAAUUGUUUCUGUCUCUUAUCGCACUUGGAAAAUAAGCCACAUGUAAUCUCACUUAAAGAUGUAUUGUAUGGAUAUAAUAAAGACAGUAGGCAGAAGAAGCUUUACUGGGACUAUGCUUCAUUCAAUAUUGAGGAUAAUAAAAACUUAGG
Cherax quadricarinatus is the source of this 2457-nucleotide messenger RNA. Its product is annotated as ras-related and estrogen-regulated growth inhibitor. Gene Ontology annotation, molecular function: GTPase activity; GTP binding. The record is from RefSeq and is a predicted model, not a curated record. NCBI's taxonomy places the organism in Eukaryota, Metazoa, Arthropoda, Malacostraca, Decapoda, Parastacidae.